GCCCACAGACUGUGAUUCACUGUAAAGGAGGAGCCAGUUAAACAGCGUGGACUGUCGGAGAAGAGAGGAGGAGAGAAGAAAGCGAGCUGAGGGCUGUGAGACGACGAGUCGGCUGAAGCGAGAGUGCGAGGUUUACCAGCUUUUUAUUUCCUCCGGAACCCUCGACGCUGUCAUAAAGAAGCCUGUGAAGUGAAGGACUCUCAGGAUGGAGCGGAUGGAGUCAAUGGAGCCGAUCUCGGCAUACUACACCACGGCUUACCCGGAGAUCCAACCAGACAGUACUUACGGAUCCAAAGAGACAACCGAGAGCCAGGCAAUGACUCCACCACCUCCAACAUAUGACGAGGAGUUGGUGCACAAGACAAUCCUGGUUGGGGACAGUGGUGUGGGGAAGACAUCUCUGCUGGUGCAGUUUGAUCAGGGCAAGUUCAUCCCUGGCUCAUUCUCUGCCACAGUGGGCAUCGGAUUCACAAAUAAAGUGGUGACUGUGGAUAACAUAAAGGUCAAACUGCAGAUAUGGGACACAGCAGGACAGGAAAGGUUCAGAAGCGUGACACAUGCGUAUUACAGAGAUGCACACGCUUUGCUCCUUUUGUAUGACAUCACCAGCAAAUCAUCUUUUGACAACAUUAGGGCUUGGUUAACAGAGAUCCACGAGUAUGCACAGAGCAAUGUAGUCAUCAUGUUGCUGGGCAACAAGGCCGACAUGAGCAGUGACCGAGCGAUCAGGAGAGAUGAAGGAGAGAGGCUGGCCAGAGAGUACUCAGUUCCUUUCAUGGAGACAAGUGCCAAGACAGGGGUCAAUGUAGAUCUGGCCUUCACUGCUGUGGCCAAGGAGUUGAAGCAUCGGGCCAUCCAGCAUCCCAGUGAACCCAAGUUCCAGAUUCAUGAAUAUAUUGAGGCACAGAAGGAGAAGUCAGGUUGCUGCAGCUACUUUUAAAACUUAUCUCCCAACUCUUCCUCCUCCCAUAGCUCUGGGCGAACAGACUGUCAGAGACACAUUACUGAGUGGGAGGAAGCCCUGUAUCUCACUGCUGCUCACAAAAUGUUACACUGCCAUUCAUUCAAGACUAAAAGCCAAACGUACAUCAGUGGAUUAACCAUGCUACAGACCCACACAAAUUUUCUUUAGCUGAAUACCUCCAACUCUCCAGACGUCAGUUUGCACUACUGAUGCUUUCUAAAGUACAUUCAAGGAAAGAGUAGUUAUUUAUUUGAUAUGUUACAAAAUAUUCCCUCAGGAAU
Messenger RNA from Pundamilia nyererei, 1245 nucleotides. RefSeq names its product ras-related protein Rab-37-like. The record is from RefSeq and is a predicted model, not a curated record. The coding region runs from base 206 to 940 and encodes 244 amino acids. The transcript has 9 exons. Lineage: Eukaryota; Metazoa; Chordata; Actinopteri; Cichliformes; Cichlidae. Gene Ontology annotation, molecular function: GTPase activity; GTP binding.